This is a messenger RNA of Hibiscus syriacus, 1187 nucleotides long. Its product is annotated as DNA-3-methyladenine glycosylase-like. Lineage: Eukaryota; Viridiplantae; Streptophyta; Magnoliopsida; Malvales; Malvaceae. Bases 37 to 1002 code for a protein of 321 amino acids. Gene Ontology annotation, molecular function: DNA-3-methyladenine glycosylase activity. Gene Ontology annotation, biological process: base-excision repair. The transcript has 5 exons. The record is from RefSeq and is a predicted model, not a curated record.
AUCUACCGACAUCAAAGUGAAACAACAUAGAAUUCCAUGAUUUUCUCAAACAUGUCCAAAACAAAUGUGAGGAGACAUGUUUUAGAGAACAGAUGUUGCAAAGAGAAGGAGAAAUCAUCGACUCAAAGUGGUUUAUCCAAACAUCUGAAGAAAAUCUACCCGAUUGGGUUACAAAGAAGUUCUUCAUCUCUAUCAUUGUCGUCGUUAUCAUUAUCUUUGUCGCAGAACUCGAACGAUUCGUCUCUCACAGAUCAGUCCAGCACUCCCUUGGAACAAAAGAUUUCAUUGGCACUUAGCUUGAUUUCUCCUCAUCGUGAGAGAAGAGAGUUCCCCAUGGUUGUCAAAAGUGUUCAUCAUCAGCAGCAGCAACAACAAAAACAGUAUCAGGAUUCUGGUAACGGUGAAUUGAGAAGGUGCCAUUGGGUCACAAAGAACAGUGAUAAGGUUUACAUAUCAUUUCACGAUGGGCAAUGGGGAGUUCCUAUCUACGAUGACAACCAAUUGUUCGAACUGCUUGCUUUGUCUGGUAUGCUGAUGGAUUAUAAUUGGACAGAGAUUUUAAAAAGAAGGGAUCUUUACAGAGAAGCCUUCUUGGGUUUUGAUCCUGAAAUUGUUGCUAAAAUGGGGGAUAAAGAAAUCAACGAGAUAUCAUCCAACAAAGCAAUCAUGUUAGCAGAGAAUAGAGUAAGGUGCAUAAUCGACAAUGCCAAAUGCAUACUCAAGAUUGUGAGGGAAUAUGGAUCAUUCAGCAGUUUCAUGUGGGGUUACGUGAGUUACAAGCCAACCAUCAACAGAUACAAGUACCCCAGAAAUGUUCCCCUAAGAACUCCGAAAGCCGAAGCCAUAAGCAAGGACUUGCUGAAGCAUGGAUUCAGGCUUGUGGGGCCGGUGAUCGUGUAUUCGUUCAUGCAAGCAGCCGGAUUGACGAUCGAUCAUCUGGUCGAUUGUUUCAGAUAUAAUGAAUGUGUAGCCCUUGCUGAAAGACCUUGGAGGCACAUUUAACUUGUAUGAUUUCCCUACUAACCCUAAUUGGUUCUCGUUUUAUACAUAUAUAUAUAUAUGUUUCUUUUUGCUGUUUACUGAAACACAAGCUAAACUCUUGGUGUAUAAGCAUUUGUUUUGUAUAUAAAGAGAAAUAGAAGCCUUGGAUUGUUAUAAUAAUGCCUGGUAGACUAAUGGGGGAUUGA